Molecule: messenger RNA, 1249 nt
Organism: Zootermopsis nevadensis
Lineage: Eukaryota; Metazoa; Arthropoda; Insecta; Blattodea; Termopsidae
Product: general odorant-binding protein 19d
Molecular function (GO): odorant binding
Source: RefSeq, a predicted model, not a curated record
AACAAAAGAACGGACAUGAAACAGUUGAACGUGGAGCGGCGUCCGUGGCAGAUGUGGUCCAGCUUCAGAACCAUUAACAACAGAAUGAUUCGCUGCGUCUUCAGUUUUAUCUUCGCAAUUGUGGCACUCACUGUUUCCGGAGAUCCACCGCCGAUCAAGACCGAUAUCAUAAAAAAUAUAAUAAUUUGCAAGAACGAACACAAUGCAACCAGAGGGGACUACGACGCCAUCAGGAAGUCAAACGUGCCGGAGACGCUCGAGGGGAAGUGUUUCAUGGCGUGUAUAUUCGAAAAAUCUCAUAUUACGCGAGGUGGAAAAUACUCGACGGACUCGUUCGUGAAAGGCGUGGUAGAGCUAUACAAAGAUGAGUCUCAGAAGCGACGGAAGGCAAUCGAGAUGGUCAACGACUGUGGCACGCGCUUGGCAGACGAGUGGACCAGCGGCGCAGACAAGUGCGCGUACUCUGCCAAGGUCAUGGAGUGCCUAGCUUCGUACGCUCCUCGGGUGCCAGUGAUAAAGGAUUUCUUGGAGUACCAGCAGAUAGCAGCAGCGUAAAUGCAAGAGGUUUCCACGUGCAUGAUCAGAAGACUUGUUUUUCAUGGUGACACCUGAACAAACUCACGCGUUUUCUAUAAAAUAUUUUUAUUUGUUGGCAAGUGAAACAUGAUUAAGAUCCGAAUUUUUAAAUUCAUAUUUGACUAUUUGAACUUUCUGCCCUUACAUCACACGCCACGUAUUAAUGCGAAAUUCUGAGCGCGUAAUAAUAAUAAUUCAUUUUUUUAUAAUCGAUAUCUUACAGAUUUUACAAAACCGAGUUUUAUUUUCAUUCAGUACCCGUGGCGUGUCUGUUCUGUCACAAAAGUAUUUCGGGUUUGACCAUCGUGGGAUGGGAAAAUUCUUCCGUUUCAGUAAACACUGCAGAAACCAUCUUCAGUGUAGAUUAAACAUGACAUUUGCCCUGAAGUGGAAACUGAAUCGUUUUCAGAAACGUUUGUAGGAUGUGUACAUCAUACGACAAUGCCUGAAACCCGAAAACAGAUCUUUUUAAGACAUCUUCAUCGUUUUUUAUCCCAGGCGAAUGAGAAAUUCGGAGAGCAAACAUUCGUACCAAGUUAACAUAAAUCCAUUGUGGUCUCGUUUGCGCCGAGACAAGACGGAAAAUCACUAGUGACCUCAAGGUCAUUUAAUAUUUCAGGUGUGUAACACAAGCAAACAAUUCAAAAUAAAUUCUGCACUUUGUGUGAAAUAA